AUGAAAAAUCCAGUCUUGGCUGUAUUGUCAUUUCUUUGGGACAAAUUUCUAAUCUUUAUCAAACUGAAAUCAAAUGGUGCUCCUGUAACUGCCAAAAAUGACAACAUGUAUUAUGACACAACUCUCUUUAAAAGAGGUGAUCUCUUGGAAGUUCCGAGGACUCUCUUUAUUCAUUUUGGUAUCUACCUUGGAGACAAUCGGGUUGCACAUUUGAUACCAGAUAUUCUUCCAGUUUUGUCUUGUAACAAAACUUGUAUUCAGAAAAUGGUGACGAACAAAAGGCUCAUAGCUGGGGUGCUGGCUAAGGUAGCUAGUGUAAGGAUGGACAAUGUGCAGGAUUUUGCUUAUGGCGGGAACAUAAUAAUCAACCACAUGGACCGAAAUGUCCCAAAUAAAGCGCUUUCUGGUGAAGAAGUGGCUCAAAGGGCAGAGAAACUUAUUGGAACUACAUCUUACAGCCUGCUGUGGGACAACUGUGAGCACUUUGUCACCAACUGCAGAUACGGUACACCUAUCAGCAUCCAAACAGACAAGGUAAAUGCCUAA
Pseudophryne corroboree (corroboree frog) is the source of this 546-nucleotide messenger RNA. RefSeq names its product lecithin retinol acyltransferase-like. Bases 1 to 546 code for a protein of 181 amino acids. NCBI's taxonomy places the organism in Eukaryota, Metazoa, Chordata, Amphibia, Anura, Myobatrachidae. Gene Ontology annotation, cellular component: rough endoplasmic reticulum. The record is from RefSeq and is a predicted model, not a curated record. Gene Ontology annotation, biological process: retinol metabolic process; vitamin A metabolic process. Gene Ontology annotation, molecular function: phosphatidylcholine-retinol O-acyltransferase activity. The transcript has 2 exons.